This is a messenger RNA of Orussus abietinus, 5384 nucleotides long. RefSeq names its product contactin. Bases 105 to 3782 code for a protein of 1225 amino acids. Gene Ontology annotation, biological process: axon guidance; cell-cell adhesion. Gene Ontology annotation, molecular function: protein binding. The transcript is spliced from 8 exons. NCBI's taxonomy places the organism in Eukaryota, Metazoa, Arthropoda, Insecta, Hymenoptera, Orussidae. Gene Ontology annotation, cellular component: axon; plasma membrane. The record is from RefSeq and is a predicted model, not a curated record.
GGCACGCAGGGGCACGCGGCUGUGUCAAGUUGGAUGUGCACAUUGUGCAUUAAUUGUAUUAAUAAACACGGAUUCAAGUCGGGAACGGGCUGGCCAAUGAAAGGAUGGCUGCUCUGUUCCUUUUAGCAGUCGGUUUAGCUGCAAUCGUAACACCGAGCUCCACCCAAAAUGUUUUUUACGGUGAGGCUGUGCACGAAUGCCCUCUACAUUGGCUUCAAUUUCAAGAAUCAUGCUAUCGAUUUGUAAAGAGUCCAAUAAGGAUCAGGGAGGAUGCACGCAAGAAUUGUCAAGCGUAUCAAAGCGAUCUAGUUAGUAUUAAUUCUGUGGAAGAACAUGGGUUUUUACUGUACCAAUUGUUGUGGCAAGAUCCUCAACAUCGUAAGUGGUAUACAGGGGCUCAUCUUCAAGGAGGAGUAUGGGUGAAUGAACCAGAUGACUCUCAGUUAACUAAUAUGGAAAAUGCAUUUCUUCCGGAACCGAAUGAUGGCGUAGUAGGAAGAGAAUAUUUGGCUUAUGCAUUUAGUGAUGGAUUGAAAAGAUGGGGCUUGGAGAGAAUAACGGGCCAAGAUGAACUCGUGUACAUCUGUGAAGCUCCUGUUUCCUUUUUACAUAAUUUAGUGGAGGAUGACCGUACUUAUGAAUAUGGAAUUGAAAUUGAUAAUCCUAAUCGAAUUCCACGAGGACCUUAUUUUAUUAAGCAGCCAGUGAGUAAAGUAUUUGAUGUCUCAAAAAGAAGGUCAACCAAUGAUAUUUCUUUGAGUUGUCUUGCUGGAGGAUAUCCCACUCCCACUUACGAAUGGUUCAAAGAAGACUAUGAAAAUGAUAGAUUAAUCGCGACAAAGAUAAAUCCAUUGUCAGAUAAUAGAUAUACAGUAAGUGGUGGUAUGCUGAUCAUUUUUGAGCCAGAACAGACUAAAGAUCGUGGAUCUUACCAUUGCAAAGCAAGCAAUAAAUUUGGAACGAUCAUGUCUGAAAGUGUCCAAUUAUCCUUUGGAUAUAUUCUGGAAUUUAACUUAAAACGUUCGGAAGAACGUGGUGAUCAACACUGGGGGAAGGCAGUGUACUGUGAUCCACCUCAACAUUUCCCAGGAGUUAAGUACUAUUGGACGCGUGAUUUCUUCCCCAAUUUUGUAGAGGAAGACAAACGAGUAUUUGUCUCUUAUGAUGGUGCUCUUUAUUUCUCUGCACUGGAAAUGAUCGAUCGAGGCAAUUAUUCUUGUAAUGUUCAAAGUGUGGCUUCAGAUACCGGUCGUAACGGCCCCUUCUUCCCCCUGAAAGUGGAAGCCCAUUCAUCCUUUCAACAAUUGAAAUUUCCCAACAACUUUCCCAAAGCAUUUCCGGAAGCCCCAGUUGCCGGAGAAGAAGUCAGAAUAGAAUGCAUUGCUUUUGGAUAUCCUGUUCCAUCUUAUAACUGGACAAGAAGGGGUGCGCCAUUGCCACGCAGUGCUAUUGCUACAAAUUACAACCGAAUACUAAUUAUUCCACGAGUACAAGUCGAGGAUCAGGGAGAAUAUGUCUGCAGAGCCCACAAUGAACGUGUAUCCAUAGAAAAUUCUGUUCAGUUAACUAUACAAGCUGCCCCGAAUUUCACUAUUCCCCUUAUCGACAAACACAUGGAUAACAAAGGAGAACUUACAUGGACUUGCGAAGCUUUUGGAAUACCUGAUGUAUCGUACAGUUGGUUCAGAAAUGGAGAAGUGCUGGACAUGUUCACUCUUCCACCGGAGGAUAAAGAUCGAUACUUUAUACGAGAUAAUGUGCUCACAAUUAAGUACCUGGAUCCAGAAAGGGAUCAAGCUAUGUACCAGUGCCGAGCUAGAAAUCAAUUGAAAACUACAUAUUCAUCUGCUCAACUUAGAGUGUUGUCAUUGAAGCCAUCUUUCAAGAAGCGCCCAAUGGAACCUGAAACUUAUGCAGCAGAAGGAGGUAACGUGACAAUUGUGUGUAAUCCUGAAGCUGCACCGAGGCCAAAGUUUGUUUGGAAGAAGGAUGGAAAUGUAAUUGGUUCCGGUGGACGAAGAAGGAUUCUUGAAACCGGUAGUCUCAUAAUUAGUCCUGUGUCCAGAAACGAUGAAGGUACAUAUGUAUGUACAGCUUCAAAUCAGUAUGGAAACGAUGAGAGUCGAGGACGACUAAUAGUAUUACGUGGUCCCAGGUUUACUGAGUUCAUGAAUCCUCGAGUGGUGACAGCAGUGAACCAGAACCAGACACUGCGUUGCUAUGCCGACACAGAAGAAAUUUUGGACGUUGCAUACAUUUGGACCCACAAUGGAAUGGUGAUCAGAGACAAAGAUCUUACUGCAAAUCCCAGGCUGCGAAUCGAAGAAGGUGUCCUCGACAUCAUUAACGCAACAUUUGCCGAGGCAGGAGACUACGAAUGUAUAAUAAAGAGUGCAGUAGGCAAAAUCUCGACCAAGACCACAGUAAUCGUAGAAGGUCCUCCAGGUCCUCCGGGUGGAGUGCAAGUAGUCGAUGUUGCCAAAACUUCUGUGACAUUACGCUGGACCGAUGGUGCCUUCAAUGGCAGACCCAUUAUCAUGUACAGUGUCAGCGCUAAAACGAAUUGGAAUCAAACCUGGUUCAACCUGACUGAAAACAUCACUGCCAUCGAGGUCGACAGGUACAACGACCGGAAAGAGGCUUUCUUAGAGAACGUCUUAAAUCCAUACACGACAUACGAGUUUCGAAUAGCAGCGUUCAACGUGCUGGGCUACGGCAAUCCUUCGGCCCCGUCUCCUCAGUACAGCACACCUUCGGAUAAACCUACAAAGGCCCCGUCCAACGUUGGAGGUGGUGGAGGCAAGAUCGGAGACCUGACGAUAACAUGGAACCCUUUGAAGUCAUCCGAGCAAAACGGCCCCGGCAUACACUACAAGGUGUUCUACCGUCGAAAGAACGACGAGACCGAGUUCCAAACCGUGGUGCUGAAGGAGCAUGGAAACGUAGGAAUGUGCGUUGCGAACAUUCAGCAGAAGUACUACUACACCGAGUACGAGGUCAAGGUCCAAGCGAUCAACGACAUAGGGUCAGGUCCUAUCAGCGAGGUGGUGACCAUCUUCAGCGCCGAGGACAUGCCGCAAGUAGCGCCUCAGCAAGUCUCCGCUUUAGGCUACAACAGUACAGCUUUGAACGUCAGCUGGGCACCCAUUCUGCAGACCAGAGAAAGAGUCCGCGGCAAACUUAUAGGCCACAGGAUCAAGUAUUGGUUGGAGAAAGGCCGAGAGGAGGAUGCCGUGUACUACUUGUCCCGCACGACUCGACCAUGGUCUCUGGUCGUUGGUCUCCAACCUGACACCUAUUAUUACGUCAAGGUGAUGGCUUACAACUCAGCAGGAGAGGGUCCGGAGAGCGAACGGUAUCUCGAGAGGACGUAUCGCAAAGCUCCACAGAAACCACCGUCCUCUGUUAACGUGUAUGGAGUCAAUCCCUCUACCGUCAGGGUGGUUUGGAGAUACGUCCAGCCCAGUCAGGAGGAGGAACCACUGAUUGGGUAUAAGAUAAGGGUUUGGGAGGUCGAUCAAGAUAUGAGCACCGGGAAUGAUACGAUCAUCCCUGGGGGUUCUAAGCUGGAGGCUGAUAUUACGAAUCUCAGUCCUGGCAAGGCGUAUCAUCUACGAGUACUGGCAUUUAGCAAUGGCGGGGAUGGUCGGAUGUCCAGCCCCGCUCAUACUUUCCAAAUGGGCGAAGCUGCCGCCUUUAGAAGCAGCGCUGGGGAGAGAAUAUUAAAUGCUGCGCUAGGAAUCAGCGCAUUAUUUUUAUUGAGAGUUUUUAACUUCGCGUAGAACUAAGUUCUAAGGGCAUCGAAUCGAUCACUUCACGACCGAGUCAUCGCUUAUUUCGGCUAGAAUUUUAUCCGGGUAUCUGGCAGUCUUUGUCAUCCUUUGAUGCGAAGUUUUCUUCAUACUCUCGGAAUCCACAUUUCACGAGUAUUGCUGUACGCAUCUGUACUAUGAUUGCGGUGGAAUUUUGUAUUUGAAAACCGGAACAUCGCAAUGGUCUACAAUUUUACGAUUACUCUCACCGCUAAUUAGAAGCUAUUUUUCGACCGAGUUUUUAAUACCAUAAAAUGUUAGUAUCUAACUUAGGGAUAAAAGUAAUUAUAAUUUAGAGAAGCAGAUUAACUUGGAAGUAUGAUCUGACAUGGAAAGAUGCGUGGGUAUCUAUGAGCUGUUUAAAGAACUUCAAUUUAUUUUGCCUUCAUUGAUUUUUGCAUAUGGAAAACAGUGGCAAUAACGCGAGGCAAUGAUGCCUUAUAUAAAUGUAUAUAAAUCAGGUUAAUUAAUGUAUAGGUAAUGAAUGCAGGCCAUACUCGGAGGCAGCUAACUCUGAACUACAGUUUUUACGGGAAAUUUCGGAAACGUACGGACGUCUCCAUGAUGUUGCGAAUCGCCGACAUUGUUGCAAUACGUUCGCAAGGAUUUAGAGCGUACCGAAGUGUUCUUACCUUACCAUUGUACGUGAUGUAGAUAAGAAUAUAGAGACAAUGAAUGUCUGCUUCGUUCAGAAAUAAGCAAAUUUUGGGCCGGUGCAGUUGUACAGUAGCAGUAAAUACCGCAUCUGUGUCAGUUGACUCACAUGAUACUCGACUUUAACCUGAUGAAAAAGAUGUCAUUCGAAGCCGCUACGGUAUUAAUCACUCGCAUGUCUAACAUUCCAUAACGAUAUUAAUACCAGAUCUGUAUAAAGAUUGAUUCCUACAUUUCCAUCUGGCGACUGUGAAAUUAUACAUUAGCAGAGAUUAUUCCUAACAGGGCCACGAUAUUUGACAAUCGGAUUUGUAUAUAAGUAUUGGGAUUUAUUGAAAAGAAGAAUUGUCGGUGCAACAAAGAAAGGCGUAUUUUAUACAUUUCACGCGAGCCAGAUGUAUGUUAGGUUUCGUUAAUGUUCGUAAUCAUAUCAAAGAUAUUGGUCGUAAUCUGGGUAAGAUGCAUCAGGCAGACCCAGUCAUGAUGCGCAUUUUACAUUUACUUAGAAUGUAGCACGUACUAUUUCGACUCGGCUUGUACGACUUGCUACCAUUCAAUAAUCCAUUGCUGUGUAGCAUAACUUUCCGUCCACGUAUGCCCAGGAAAUCAGUUCGUUUCGGGGAUCGUUAACUCUACGCACAGAGUUACGCGUUUUAGGGAACGUCAAGCCUUCCGAAAGGUGUUUAACAAUAAGGUAACUGGUUCCGCAGCAAAAUUACCUGGGUACUUUUGCGUAGCUCUAGAAUAUAUUUCACAUAGCUCUAUCGUAAAAUGACUGUGUAUUGCGAAAGCGCUCUUUUUUUACGAACAUUAUUUCGAGUUCUUUUUUUACCAGACGUCGAUAUACUUCGUUUGUAUGAGCAUACACCACGUAAAAGUGAGGAAAGGCGAAAUAAAUUUUAUACUACAGACCAAAAA